CGGCGGCGGCCGGGGAGGCCCUGGAGGCCGCGGCGCGGUCACUGCGAGCCAAGCCGAACCGCGCCGAGCCGCGCCGAUCGCCCUCCGGCCCCGGCUCCCGCGCGCGAUCCCGGCCGGCGGUGCGGCCCGGAGCGGGGGCCCGGCGGCGCCGCAGCCCAUGGAGCUCGAGAACAUCGUAGCGAACACGGUGCUGCUCAAGGCCCGGGAAGGUGGUGGCGGGAAUCGCAAAGGCAAAAGCAAGAAAUGGCGGCAGAUGCUGCAGUUCCCCCACAUCAGCCAGUGUGAAGAGCUGCGUCUCAGCCUCGGCCCCAGCUCUGAAGCCCUCGGCCGGCCUGCACGUGAGCAAGAAGCAUACCUACGGCUGCUUCCUCCACCUGCCUGGGAAGGGGGCCCAGCCACGAGCUCACCGGAAGCCACAGCUUCCUCCUGUACUUUCGCCAGGCAGGGAGCAGAGCGUGACUAUCACAGCCUGUGUGAGCGGCAGCCCAUCGGGCGCCUGCUGUUCCGCGAGUUCUGUGAGACGAGGCCGGAGCUGACCCGCUGCAUUGCCUUCCUGGACGGGGUGGCCGAGUAUGAAGUGACCCCUGAUGAGAAGCGGAAGGCAUGUGGGCAGCGGCUGAUACAGAAUUUUCUGAGCCACACGGGUCCUGACCUCAUCCCCGAGGUCCCCAAGCAGCUGGUGACUAACUGCACCCAGCGGUUGGAGCAGGGGCCCUGCAAAGACCUCUUCCAAGAGCUCACCCGGCUGACCCAUGAGUACCUGAGUAUGGCGCCUUUCGCCGACUACCUCGACAGCAUCUACUUCAACCGUUUCCUGCAGUGGAAGUGGCUAGAAAGGCAGCCAGUGACCAAAAACACUUUCAGGCAGUACCGUGUCCUCGGCAAAGGUGGCUUUGGGGAGGUGUGUGCCUGCCAGGUGCGGGCCACAGGCAAGAUGUAUGCCUGCAAGAAGCUGGAGAAGAAGCGGAUCAAGAAGCGGAAAGGGGAGGCCAUGGCCCUCAACGAGAAGCAGAUCCUGGAGAAAGUGAACAGUAGGUUUGUAGUGAGCCUGGCCUAUGCCUACGAGACCAAGGACGCACUGUGCCUGGUGCUGACGCUGAUGAAUGGCGGUGACCUCAAAUUCCACAUCUACCACAUGGGCCAGGCCGGCUUCCCGGAGGCACGGGCCGUCUUCUAUGCCGCUGAGAUCUGCUGCGGCCUGGAGGACCUGCACCGGGAGCGCAUCGUCUACAGGGACCUGAAGCCGGAGAACAUCCUACUGGAUGACCACGGUCACAUCCGCAUCUCCGAUCUGGGGCUGGCCGUGCACGUGCCCGAGGGCCAGACCAUCAAAGGCCGUGUGGGCACCGUGGGGUACAUGGCUCCGGAGGUGGUGAAGAAUGAGCGGUACACGUUCAGCCCUGACUGGUGGGCACUGGGCUGCCUCCUGUACGAGAUGAUCGCCGGCCAGUCGCCUUUCCAGCAGAGGAAGAAGAAGAUCAAGCGGGAGGAGGUGGAGCGCCUGGUGAAGGAGGUGCUAGAGGAGUACUCAGACCGGUUCUCCACGCAGGCCCGCUCGCUCUGCUCCCAGCUCCUCUGUAAGGACCCGGCCGAGCGCCUGGGGUGUCGCGGGGGUGGUGCCCGUGAGGUGAAGGAGCACCCCCUCUUCAAGAAGCUGAACUUUAAGCGGCUGGGAGCCGGCAUGCUGGAGCCCCCCUUCAAACCUGACCCCCAGGCCAUUUAUUGCAAGGAUGUUCUGGACAUCGAGCAGUUCUCCACAGUGAAGGGCGUAGAGCUGGAGCCCACCGACCAGGACUUCUAUCAGAAGUUUGCCACGGGCAGCGUGCCCAUCCCCUGGCAGAACGAGAUGGUGGAGACCGAGUGCUUCCAGGAGCUGAAUGUCUUCGGGCUGGACGGCUCAGUUCCCCCCGACCUGGACUGGAAGGGACAGCCACCUGAGCCCAAGAAGGGACUGCUGCAGAGGCUCUUCAGUCGCCAGAGGUGAGCAGUUGUGGGCUCCCCGCGGCUUGGCCUUGCUGCCCGGCCUCGGGGAGCCACGGGCAGCCCUUCCAUGGCAGAGGCGAGAUGAGGGUGAAAGAAGUCCGGUGCCCGCUCCCCCGGCCCCCCGCCUCCACUGCUUUCCCUCCUUGCACCCUGGCACCUUCAAGCUGCUAGCCUUGCUUAGCCGUCCUGUUGCCCCACGCCCUGCCUCCACCGGCCACAGGAGAAGGGGCUCAUUGGAGGCUUUGCCCAGCCCCCCCCACCCCCUUACUCCAGUCCCGUCACCAGCGGCCUCUGCACUGAAGUUCACCCACUUCUGGCCGAGCUGCUGCUCCAGGCCUCUUGGUGGGAGGUGUCCCUCCCCCAGAGCUGUGACCCCAAGUGGCUCCCGCCCUGCCGUCACUGGUAGCUAACAGCGCCCGCCCUGCCUCUCUCCCUCCGUAUCUUCCUGCCCUUCCAGGAUUGCUGUGGGAACUGCAGUGACAGUGAGGAAGAGCUCCCCACCCGCCUCGAGCUCCCCGCCCUCCUCGAGCUCCCCACCCGCCUCUAGCCCCCAGCCCGAGGCCCCCACCGGCAGUUGGCGGUAGCAGCUGCUCCGAGCGCUGUUUACAGUUUUGCACAGUGGUCUUCCCCCACCGUCCACUCAAACCGUGGCCUGGGGAACACAGCCUGAGCUGUCCCCGGGCUCCUCCGCCCCUCAGCCCCUGGCCCGGCUGAGUUGGGCAUGGCCUGGGCUGUCCUGGGGACAAAGGUGCGUCCCCUUGGCUCUUCUCUGUGGAGCUCGGGGCUCUCUGUAUUUAUGUACCUGUAUGAAUGUAUAUAGUGACCAGAGCGUUCUGAAUUGCCCAGCCUGGGCCUGGUGCCCCAGCCUCAGUGCCAGCCCCCCCACCCCAUCCCGGGAGAGCCAGGGGCUGGCAGAGGGCCCACUGCCAAACCCCAAGCUCCUCAGGCCCCAAGCUCUGGCCGGGCUGAGGCCGAGCCAGGCCAGGCCCCCUUGCACUGUGCCCGCCGCCGCAGACCUCCGAGUGAGAACUGUGCCUGCCCCUGCUGCCCCAGGCUCGGGCUGCCCCCUUCCUUUGCCGUGCUUCUCAGAAGCUGGAUCUGGGGCCUCUGCAUCCCCUCGGCCUGUGCCAAAGUGGCCAGAGACUGGGCUGACCCUGGGACCCAUCAGUCCACUGCCCAGGCUGUCCCAGAUGGGUCUGCCACUGCCUUCCGGCUCCCAGGGCGCUUCGUCCCUUAUGCUGGGCCUGCCCUGAAGACGCCUCUUUCAGAAAUGCCCCAGCCUGGGCAAUUGGGGGGCAGGGAGGGGGGGUCCCUGGCCAACCCUCAUACAUUCCGGCCUCCCUCGUAACAAUAGACACACGUGCCCAGCAAUAAUCCACUCCUCCGUGUGUGUGUGUGUGUGUGUGCGCGCGCGUGUGCAAGAGAGAGCGUGAUGUGGGGAGGGUGAGGCUGCCCCGGCCUGGCCCUUCCCAAACUGUGAUGGUCAUCCUGGUCCCAGUGCUAGGCCAGCAUGGGAUUACGGGGCCCUGGAUUUCCAUAUUUAAAGCCAAUUUUUAUUACUUGUUUUGUCCAAUGUAAGCUGCCACGUGUCUCUGUGUCAAUACAGUCCGAGCACAAACCCGG
Choloepus didactylus (southern two-toed sloth) is the source of this 3606-nucleotide messenger RNA. It is a transcript of the gene GRK6, whose product is annotated as G protein-coupled receptor kinase 6. Gene Ontology annotation, cellular component: plasma membrane; cytoplasm. The coding region runs from base 158 to 1984 and encodes 608 amino acids. The transcript is spliced from 17 exons. NCBI's taxonomy places the organism in Eukaryota, Metazoa, Chordata, Mammalia, Pilosa, Megalonychidae. The record is from RefSeq and is a predicted model, not a curated record. Gene Ontology annotation, biological process: protein phosphorylation; regulation of signal transduction; signal transduction. Gene Ontology annotation, molecular function: G protein-coupled receptor kinase activity; ATP binding.